AUGACUGUUCCUGUGUCUGUGUCCACGUGUCCUGAGUGCGUGUGUGUCUCCACAUGCCCUGACCCGCUCACCCUGUACCAGCUGAGCCCACAGCCCAUGUGCAGGUGUGUGCAGGGCGGCUGCACAGCGACGAGCCAGGGGUGCUUGGCCGGCCAAGGCCACCGCCUCCACGAGCCCACGAGCCCACGAGCCCACACUGAGGGCUGGGGGCUGGAAAGGCAGCCGAAAGUCCAGCAGGGCAGGGGGCGGGCAGGGGGCGGGCAGGGGGCGGGCAGGGGCCAGAGGCUGGACGUGCGGAUCACGCUGGGCUCCCCCCGAGAACACGUGCUCCAUGACAAACCUGAGCAGCUAGACCUGCAGGACGGGGUUGGGAGGAAAGCACAGCAGCCCAAGUUCAGGCUCCAGGCCCAGGCAGCUGAGGAUGAGCAGCAGGAGCACCCCUGCCAUAACGAGCCCAGGGCUUUAAGAAAGCAAUCCAGACCAGAACAGUGGGUAAAGCCGAUGGCUGUAGCAGGAGCCAAUCAAUAUACCUUUCAUCUUGAGGCUACUGAGAACCCAGGAGCUUUGAUCAAAGACAUCCGGGAGAAUGGGAUGAAGGUUGGCUUGGCCAUCAAACCAGGAACUACAGUUGAGUAUUUGGCACCAUGGGCUAAUCAGAUAGAUAUGGCCUUGGUUAUGACAGUGGAACCAGGGUUUGGAGGGCAGAAAUUCAUGGAAGAUAUGAUGCCAAAGGUUCACUGGUUGAGGACCCAGUUCCCAUCUUUGGACAUAGAGGUUGAUGGUGGAGUAGGUCCUGACACUGUCCAUAAAUGUGCAGAGGCAGGAGCUAACAUGAUUGUGUCUGGCAGUGCCAUUAUGAGGAGUGAAGACCCCAGAUCUGUUAUCAACCUGUUGAGAAAUGUUUGCUCAGAAGCUGCUCAGAAACGUUCUCUUGAUCGAUGAAAUCUCAGCGAGUCCAGUGUUUCUGCU
Messenger RNA from Choloepus didactylus (southern two-toed sloth), 969 nucleotides. RefSeq lists its product as uncharacterized. Gene Ontology annotation, molecular function: metal ion binding; D-ribulose-phosphate 3-epimerase activity. The transcript has 5 exons. Gene Ontology annotation, biological process: pentose-phosphate shunt, non-oxidative branch; carbohydrate metabolic process. The coding region runs from base 1 to 942 and encodes 313 amino acids. NCBI's taxonomy places the organism in Eukaryota, Metazoa, Chordata, Mammalia, Pilosa, Megalonychidae. The record is from RefSeq and is a predicted model, not a curated record. Gene Ontology annotation, cellular component: cytosol.